GGUGCCACUCUAAUGAGGGUGGUGUCGUCCCUUCUCUGCCCUGAAGCUGUAUCACAGAAACUUCCCAGCCCUAGUGUGUCACUGGCCCCAUGCUGAUGGGUUUCUGCACACUGGAAGAGGCGUGGCUCAUGUAAUGCAGCAUCAGGGGGAGGAAUUGCUUAUAUAACUGGGACAGCAGAUUUAGCAGAAGAGGUGAGGAGGCAGAGCCUGGGGAUGGGAGCAGUGAGCUGUGGGCAGGGGCAACACACCCGGCAGGGGCAACACACCCAGGUAGCUGCUCCUCCCAAGCAGGGUGGCAACAUCCGGGGCCCCUGGAAGAGCCUCUGGUCAGGUGUGGGGACCAUCAGGUCAGGUCUGGAAGAGCUGUGGGAACUACGGGGGCAUCAGUGCCUGAACGGGGAGUCCCUAGAGCCAGCCCCACUGCUGGUAGAGAAGCCGCUAUCUGAGUGGCCAGUGCCUCAGUUCAUCAACCUCUUUCUACCGGAGUUUCCCAUUAGGCCCAUUAGGGGGCAGCAGCAGCUGAAGAUUUUAGGCCUUGUGGCUAAAGGCUCCUUUGGAACUGUCCUCAAGGUGCUAGAUUGUGCCCAGAAAGCUGUAUUUGCAGUGAAGGUGGUACCCAAGGUAAAGGUCCUACAGAGGGACACUGUGAGGCAGUGCAAAGAGGAGGUUAGCAUCCAGCGACAGGUCAACCAUCCUUUUGUACACAGCUUGGGGGACAGCUGGCAGGGAAAACGGCACCUCUUCAUUAUGUGUAGCUACUGCAGAACAGAUCUUUACUCCCUGUGGUUGGCUGUUGGCUGCUUUCCUGAGGCUUCCAUACGUCUCUUUGCUGCUGAGCUUGUCCUGGUGCUGUGCUAUCUCCAUGACUUGGGCAUCAUCCAUCGAGACGUGAAGAUGGAGAAUAUCCUUCUGGAUGAACGAGGCCAUCUGAAACUGACAGACUUUGGUCUGUCCCGCCACCUGCCCCAGGGAGCCCGAGCCUAUACUAUCUGUGGUACUCUGCAAUACAUGGCCCCAGAGGUCCUGAGUGGAGGACCUUACAACCAUGCUGCUGAUUGGUGGUCCCUGGGUGUCUUACUUUUCUCUCUGGCAACUGGAAAGUUUCCAGUGGCUGCAGAGAGAGAUCAUGUGGCCAUGUUGGCAAGUGUGACCCACCGUGACGCUGAGAUUCCAGCUUCUCUUAACCAGGAGCUCUCACUCCUGCUCCAUGAGCUCUUAUGCCAGAACCCCCUCCACCGUCUGCGUUAUCUGCAUCACUUCCAGGUCCACCCUUUCUUUCGGGGUGUGGCCUUUGACCCAGAGCUCCUACAGAAGCAGCCAGUGAACUUUGUCAUGGAGACACAAGCUACCCAGCCCAGUCCAUCAGAGUCCAUGCCCUUCAAUGACUUUGACUGUGAUUUGGAGUCCUUCCUGGUCUACCCUGUCACUGCUUGAGCCUCUCUACUAUACUUCCCCAUUAUACAACUCACCUCUCAAAUCAACAUCUCAGAUUGGCUGGGUGCAGUGGCUGAUGCCUAUAAUCCUAGCACUCUGGGAGGGCAAGGUGGGAGAAUUGCUUGAGCUCA
Lemur catta (Ring-tailed lemur) is the source of this 1565-nucleotide messenger RNA. It is a transcript of the gene RSKR, whose product is annotated as ribosomal protein S6 kinase related. The coding region runs from base 214 to 1434 and encodes 406 amino acids. Gene Ontology annotation, molecular function: protein serine/threonine kinase activity; ATP binding. The record is from RefSeq and is a predicted model, not a curated record. Gene Ontology annotation, biological process: protein phosphorylation. The transcript is spliced from 12 exons. NCBI's taxonomy places the organism in Eukaryota, Metazoa, Chordata, Mammalia, Primates, Lemuridae.